AUGGGAAAGAAGAAGGGCGCCAAGAAGGGCGGUAACGACGACUUCUGGGAUGAGGCCGGCGAGUCCAUCGACAACAACAACGCCGCUGCUGCCAACGGUGACGACGACGAAUACGAAGCACCCACUCACAAGGCAAAGAGCCUCUUUGCAGCAAUGUCACUCGACGAUGGUGCCGACGAUCAGGAUAACGAGGACGAUGACGAGGAGUCAGCAGCCUCCGCAAAUAAGGACAACGAAAAGACCACCAAUGGCAAAGCUGCCGCUUCCAAGCCCGCUCCAGCGCCAGCACCCGCCGCCGCCAAUGACGACGAUGACAACUACGGCUUGAUGGGUGCUAUCCAAAACGCAAACAAGAAGGGCAAGAAGGACAAGAAGAAGAAAAAGAAGAACGAUGAUUUUGACUUCGACGAAUUUGGCGAGGAUGUCAGCGGCAACGCUGUCGCUCCUGCCGACGCUGACGCCAACGCGGAGCAAGACCUUGCCAGCAAGGCUCCUGUAGAGGGCACCAUCGACGACAUGCUCGACGACGAAUUCCCUGAGGACAAGCCAAAGAAGAACGGUGGCGCACAGAAGCAACAAGAGCAGAAGACCGACGAUGCCGAGGCUGACGAAGUCGAAGACGACGGUGCUCCCCGCAUCCUGACCAAGAAAGAGAAGGAGAAGCUCAAAAAGGAGAAGGAGAAGGCCAAGAAGAAAGCCCAGGCCGCUGCCAAGAAGGCGACCUCCGCUUCCCAACCGUCCAAGCAGGACGCAGCAGACGGCGACGCCAACGAGGAAGACGACGAUGAAGCCGCUGCUCUCACCGCCUCAGCCGCCUCGGACAAGAAGAAGAAGAAGAAAGGCAAGGGCGCGGAGCCUGCACCAGCACCUGCGCCAGCACCUUCAGCCGCCCCCAAGAAAAUGAACCCGAAGCUCGCCGCCCUGCAAGCCCGCAUUGCUGCUCAAAAGAAGGCCGAAGAGGAGGCAGAACAGGCCAGGCAAGAAGCUAUCCGUGCUGAGGAGGAGCGCGAACGUCUAGAGAAGGAGGAAGAGGAGCGCAAGGAAGCUGCCAGAAAAGCUAAAAAGGAGAAAGAAAAGGCCAAAAAGGAGCAACUCAAGAAGGAGGGCAAGUUUUUGACGCCCAAACAGAAGGCCGAAAAGGCUGCCGCCGAGGCCAGGAUGCAGGCCAUGCUGCAAGCCGGCCACAUCAAGAUCGAGGGCCUCGAGAACCGCGAAGCAGGUGCCAAGCCUGGUGCUAAGAAGCGCACUGUCGUCGACAACCGAAAGAAGAAGGGACCCCAGAAGCGCGAUGGCGGUCUCGCCAACCCCGAGCCCGUGGCUGCCGAAGACAAGGAGCAGGACACGCCUGCCGAGGCUGCUCCUGUCGAGGAAAAGGAGGCCGCUGCAGAGCCUGUCAACGCCGAGGAGCCUGCCGUUGUUGAGGAGGCAAACGAUGUCAAGGAUAGCUGGGACGCUGAAUCCGAGGAUGAGGAUGUCAAGGACGACUGGGAUGCCGAAUCUGACGACGAGAAGCCCGCCGCUGCUGCUUCCAACGACACUGCUAAAGCUGACACCGCCGCAGCUCAUGCCAAGACAAACGGCAAGCAGGACGUCGAGGAUCAAGAGGACGACGAAGAUAAUGAUGAUGACGACGACGAUGAGGAUGACGAGUCUGACAGCGACGAUGAGGAUGACGACUCGGAAUCAGAGUCAGAAGACGACGAUGACCUCACCUCUGCCCAGCGUCAAGCUGCCGAGAAGAAGGCUGCUGCCGCCGAGCGCAGAAAAGAGCGCACCGAGCAGGCCAUGGCUGCACGAAGCCGCGACGACCUCCGAUCGCCCAUCUGCUGUAUUCUCGGACACGUCGACACGGGUAAGACCAAGCUGCUCGACAAAAUUCGUCAGACCAACGUCCAGGAGGGUGAAGCCGGAGGUAUCACGCAACAGAUCGGUGCCACCUACUUCCCCACCGAGGUUCUUCAGACCAAGACGGCUGUGCUUGACAAGGACUCGCCGUUCGAGUACAAGGUGCCCGGUCUUCUCGUCAUCGACACUCCCGGCCACGAGUCGUUCACUAACUUGCGAACCCGUGGUUCGUCGCUCUGCAACAUUGCCAUCCUGGUCGUCGACAUCAUGCACGGUCUCGAACAGCAGACCCUCGAGUCGAUCCGCCUGCUCAGGGACAAGAAGACCCCCUUCAUCGUCGCCCUCAACAAGAUCGACCGUCUCUACGGCUGGAACCCCAUCCCCAACAACGCCUUCCGCGACAGCUUGUCCAAGCAGCAACGUGCCACGCAAAACGAAUUCGAGGAGCGCACCAACCAGGUCAUUGUCCAGUUUGCUGAGCAAGGUCUCAACGCCGUGCCCUACUACGACAACAAGAACAUGGGCCGAAAUGUCAGUCUGGUACCUACCUCGGCUCACACGGGUGAGGGUAUUCCGGACAUGCUGCGUCUCAUCAUCGAGCUCACCCAGACGCGUAUGAGCGAGAAGCUCAUGUACCUCUCCGAGCUCGAGUGCACGGUGCUCGAGGUCAAGGUCAUCGAGGGUCUCGGUACCACCAUUGACGUGGUGCUCUCCAACGGUGUCAUGCACGAGGGCGAUCGUAUCGUCGUCUGCGGUCUCAAUGGCCCAAUUGUAACCCAAGUACGAGCACUGCUCACACCGCAACCGCUCAAGGAGAUGCGCGUUAAAGGUGCCUACGUGCACCACAAGAUGGUCAAGGCGGCACUCGGUGUCAAGAUCGCCGCGCCGGAUCUCGAAAAGGCAAUUGCCGGUUCCAGGCUGCUCGUUGUCGGGCCCGAUGACGACGAAGAGGAUCUCAAGGACGAGGUGAUGAGCGAUCUCAGCUCGCUCAUGAACUCGAUCGACACAUCUGGCCGCGGUGUCUGCGUGCAGGCAUCCACGCUUGGUUCGCUCGAGGCGUUGCUCGAAUUCCUCCGCGUCAGCAAGAUUCCCGUCAACGGCAUCAACAUCGGCCCCGUCUUCAAGAAGGAUGUGGUGCGUUGUUCGACCAUGCUCGAAAAGGCCAAGGAGUUGGCCGUCAUCUUGGCAUUCGAUGUGCCUGUUGACAAGGAGGCCGAGAAGCUGGCCGAGGAGCUCGGCAUCAAGAUCUUCACAGCCAAGAUCAUCUACCACCUGGAGAACGACUUUACCAAGUACCACCAGGAGGUCAUGGACGGCAAGAAGAAGGAGGCUUCGGGCACCGCCGUGUGGCCGUGUCGCCUCAAGACGAUCGCCUGCUUCGCCAAGCGAGACCCGAUCAUCCUGGGUUGUGACAUCAUCGACGGCUCUCUGCGUGUAGGCACGCCGCUUUGCGUUGUCAAGACCGACCCAACCACGCGAAAGAAGACGGUGGUGCACCUGGGCAAGGUGACGUCGCUCGAGAUCAACCACAAGGAGCGCGACGUGGUGCUCAAGAAGGACGUCGGCGGUGGUGUCGCUGUCAAGAUCGAGCACGCGGUGCACGAAUCGGCCAAGAUGUUUGGCCGUCACUUUGAGGAGCACGACGUCAUUAUCUCGCACAUCAGCCGUGCCUCGAUCGACGCGCUCAAGGCGCACUUCUGGGACGGCAUCUCGACCGACGAGAAGAAGCUCAUCAAGAAGCUCAAGGGCGAGCUCGACAUUCCGUAA
Sporisorium graminicola is the source of this 3612-nucleotide messenger RNA. RefSeq lists its product as uncharacterized. The transcript has a single exon. The record is from RefSeq and is a predicted model, not a curated record. Bases 1 to 3612 code for a protein of 1203 amino acids. Gene Ontology annotation, molecular function: GTP binding; translation initiation factor activity; GTPase activity. Lineage: Eukaryota; Fungi; Basidiomycota; Ustilaginomycetes; Ustilaginales; Ustilaginaceae.